Molecule: messenger RNA, 11474 nt
Organism: Pseudophryne corroboree (corroboree frog)
Lineage: Eukaryota; Metazoa; Chordata; Amphibia; Anura; Myobatrachidae
Gene: PARD3B
Product: par-3 family cell polarity regulator beta
Exons: 24
Coding region: 538-3996 (1152 amino acids)
Biological process (GO): establishment or maintenance of epithelial cell apical/basal polarity; intracellular protein localization; establishment of centrosome localization
Cellular component (GO): cell cortex; apical junction complex; adherens junction
Molecular function (GO): phosphatidylinositol binding; protein binding
Source: RefSeq, a predicted model, not a curated record
CGCUGCCGCCUCUGGGUCCCGUCUCCCGCCCUCCUCCCCGUGUGUGUGAGUGUCCGGGCGGCGGAGGGGGCGGCUCCCGGGCCGGCGGCAUGCACAGGCAGGGAAGGACUGGCACUCCCCCUUCCAUAGGAGGCCGGGCCUGCUGCAGUGCCUGCCUGGGAAUCCCGGCCUGAGCUGCACUCCCUCUGCCCGGGACCUUCCUAAACCUGUGCCCCGUCCUUCCAAACCCUCCCAGCGGGCCCCCACUGCGCCCCAGGGCCCCCCGGAGCCAGCCGCAGCACCCGUCCUCUGCUGAGGGCUUCCCCCGCCCCUCCCUCUGCCCCCCUGGGAGACAGUGGAAACCCCAUCACUGUCCUGUGUGUACCUGAGCACCUGUGUGAGGAGGUCAGUGUGGGACUUGUAGUUCCCCAGCUAUGGAUUACCCGGACCUGAGCCUGUGACAGACACCUGUGGCACCUGUGGCAGGGAGGACUGGACAGGGGUGGGGGCCGGAGAGUGACAGCCUGGGACUCUGCUGGGACUUGUGGUCCCACCAGGAUGAAGGUUACAGUGUGUUUUGGGAAGACUGGGAUUGUUGUCCCCUGUAAGGACGGGAAGAUCAGCGUCCGGGAGCUCAUCCAGCAGGCAGCGCAGAGGUACAUCAAGGCCAAGGAGAAAGAAUGGCGGAGUGUCCUCACAAGCGUCAGAAGAGAGAUCCGCACGUUAGAACCAGGAUAUUGGGUGAAGAUUCAUAACCUGGAAUACAGAGAUGGGGGCAUAUUAGACCCUGAUGACGUUGUAGCCGAUGUCGUUGAAGACAAAGACAAGCUGUUUGCGGUGUUCGACGAGCUGGAAUUAUCCGCCAAAGCAGAAGAUGCAGCUGCCAUGGCGGACCGCCUCAGCCCUAACCCGUAUGAGUCAGAGCCAGCGGCUCCGCACCCCACGUUCCGGCCGCUUCGGGGAGAGAUAGAAGUCACUCAUUCCGCGCUCAAGCUUGGGACGCCUCUGCUGGUGAGACGGAGCAGCGACCCUUCCGUGGGGCCUGUGGUUGACUUUCAUCCAGGAGCCUCUCAUACGGGCGAGCAGGGGGCGAGACUUGCUGUCCAGGGUCCAUCCACAGAAGAUCAGAGAAAUGUCAGCUGGCAAGAAGAGAGUCCACGAUGGCAGAUGUCCAGCGUCAUGACGAGGACGGUGGAACUCUCUGGGGAUGAUGGACCACUGGGCAUACACGUGGUGCCUUUCUAUUCCUCUCUCAGCGGACGCGCUCUGGGGCUGUAUAUCCGCGGCGUUGAGGAGAACAGUAGGACUAAGCGCGAUGGCCUGUUCCAAGAAAACGAAUGCAUUGUGAAGAUUAACAACAUGGAACUCAUGGACCGGUCAUUUACACAGGCCCAGGAUAUUUUCCGCCAAGCCAUGAAGGAUCCGAACGUGCUGGUGGAAGUCGUCCCACCUCAUUACCGUGAGCUGUAUGAGAAGUCCGUCAUCUCUUCUCUGUCCGUGCUGGAGGAUGAUGACGAAAUUCCCAAUAUAAAGCCACCACCGCCACCUGGGCACGGAAAGCUGAGUGUGAAGAUGAGCGAGAGGAGUAACGGAGGCGACUCUGCGCUGCCGCUGGCCAGCCCUGACCCCACCGGCAUUUACUCCUCGCCAUCCCUUUCACCGCUGGGGUUUGCGAAUAAGAAACCUGCCAAGAGAAUAAUGAUCGAUCUGAAAAAGGGCGCAGAUGGACUUGGAUUCACAGUGGUCACCAGAGAUUCUACUGUGCAUGGACCUGGCCCUAUAUUUGUGAAGAACAUUCUUCCCAAAGGAGCAGCCAUAACGGACGGCCGAUUGCUGUCCGGUGACCGAAUAAUGGAGGUAAAUGGCACAGUGAUUGCCGGCAAAACCCAGGAGGAACUGGUGGCCAUGCUGCGCAGCACCAAACUGGGCGAGACUGUGGCUCUGGUGGUGGCUCGGCAAGAGGAGGCCUUCCUGCCCCGGGAACUGAAGGGGGGCGUGGAAGGACAUUUUGCAUUUCCGGAGGGUACAGCGCAGAUGACGUUUGAGAUCCCGCUGAAUGAUUCCGGGUCGGCAGGACUGGGAGCUAGCCUGAAAGGAAACAAAUCCAGAGACACCAACAGUGAUUUGGGGAUCUUCAUUAAAUCCAUCAUUCACGGGGGAGCAGCCUAUAAGGACGGCCGCCUGCGGGUGAAUGACCAGCUUCUGGCGGUGAACGGCGAGAGCCUGCUGGGCAAAACAAAUCGUGAAGCCAUGGAAACGCUGCGGAGGUCCAUGUCUAAUGAGGGGAACGUCCGAGGGAUGAUCCAGCUGGUGGUUCUGCGCAAGCUGGGUAGACUGGCAGACGAACAUUCAGGACCUUUAGCCAAACAGCCCCCGGAGAACCUUGCUGGGCCGGAACACAAUGGCUGGCAGGACAGGAUUACUGAUUCCGGCAGUUUUGAUGAUGGAUAUAUGGAUAAAGAUGUUCCCCCUCCUCUGCCACCUCAUCCGAGGGAGCAUGUCCUUGUGGAGUACCCUAAAUUUAGAUCUGGAGGAGAAACGUCAAACCCGGCGGAGGCGGCGAACCUGAAAACUUCAAAGAGCAUGGACCUCGUGGCAGAUGAACGCAAUAUUGCUGUGCUGAAUGGACGGGUGCCAGAUUUUCCUGGAAAAGAUCUCGGGCCGCGUUUGGGCCUGAAAAAGUCCAGCUCACUGGAGAGCCUGCAGACCGCGGUGGCCGAGGUCAAGAAGAACGAGCUUCCUUUCUACAGGCCCAGAGCGCACAUGGUCCGCGGCAGGGGCUGCAAUGAGAGCUUCCGGGCCGCCAUUGAUAAGUCCUAUGAUGGACCAGACACAGAGGAAGACGGCCUGUCCGAUGUGAGCUCCCAUUCUGGGCGAGAAAUGCCAAAUAGUGAAUUAGCCCCAAUGGGGAAUCCGGAGCUCAGUUCUGCUGACAAAGCAAAGAAAGACAAGAAGAAAAAAGAUAAGAAAAAAGAAAAGGAGAAGGGGAAGACGAAAGUAAAAGAUAAGAAAAAGAAAGAGGAAGCGGAUGAGCAGGAUAAUAAAGCCAAGAAGAAAGGUUUUGGAGCAAUGCUCAGGUUUGGAAAAAAGCACAAAGAUGAUAAAGGAGGAAAAAUGGAUCCGAAAAGUAACUCAAAACCCGGCACGCUGAGAGAAGAGGAGCAGGAGAUGGAUAAAAUGAAAGAAGAACGUGACAGAAUUAAUGCCAAGCACCAGGAGAUACGGGAGAAGCAGGCAAGAGUCUUAUUCGACUUUAACGCAGCCAAUGAUAUUGAGGAUGACGAUAUGGAUCCUAAUUACGCCCGAGUGAACCACUUUAAGGAACCCCCACCGCACCUCAAUCUCCAGCGGUCUUACUCUCCUCCAGUGCCUUCGCCUUACAGUUACCCAAGAGAGCCGCUGGCCCCUCCCCCAGAGAGAGAUCACGUCCAAGACCUUUACGCUAAAAUAAACAAGAAGCAGCAGGCGCCGGAGGCCGUUGACAGCGGCCGCUCCCCGCCAGGGAAUGGAGACCGUAUCCAACAGCUGCGGAUGGAAUACCAGCAGGCGAAACGGGAAGGGUUCCCUCAGUACGAGAACGAAGAUGUGAUCCGGCGGCCUUUAGACUAUGAGCAGAGUUGGGCACCAGCGCGAUCCCCGGGAGGAGGCCGCAAUCUUAGCUAUGAUGGGAUAGAGCGUCAGUAUGCAUCGCUACCCAGACCUGGCCCUAUUGAUGCGGUGGAAUACAUGUCUGCGCCGCGGGCCGUGUACAAAGAGAGAGAGCCGCCGUACUACUACGAUGUGACCGCUCCAUACGCUAAAGGUACUUAUUCCAGAUCCAAGGUACACCAAGAAGACAGGUACCCCCCAUAUCAACCACCCCCGGCCAAAGGGCCUCUCCGACAAGAUGUUCCACCUUCUCCACCGCAAGGACAAAGAUUGCCAGGCUACGGUACCACCGGGAGAUCGGGACAAGAUCGGUACCAGUACAGAACCCAGGAUCGCAGACAGAAAAACCCCAUGACUGCCGCUGUAUAGGCUACGUGACUCCAUACGUGUGGAGAGCAAAGCACAUGGCGGUCAUACGGUAUAGCAAUGGACACUAGAACAUGGCAGUCAUACGGUAUGUCAUGGUAUAGCAAUGGACACUAGAACAUGGCAGUCAUACGGUAUGUCAUGGUAUAGCAAUGGACACUAGAACAUGGCAGUCAUACGGUAUAUCAUGGUAUAGCAAUGGACACUAGAACAUGGCAGUUAUACGGUAUAUCAUGGUAUAGCAAUGGACACUAGAACAUGGCAGUUAUACGGUAUAUCAUGGUAUAGCAAUGGACACUAGAACAUGGCAGUUAUACGGUAUAUCAUGGUAUAGCAAUGGACACUAGAACAUGGCAGUUAUACGGUAUAUCAUGGUAUAGCAAUGGACACUAGAACAUGGCAGUUAUACGGUAUAUCAUGGUAUAGCAAUGGACACUAGAACAUGGCAGUUAUACGGUAUAUCAUGGUAUAGCAAUGGACACUAGAACAUGGCAGUUAUACGGUAUAUCAUGGUAUAGCAAUGGACACUAGAACAUGGCUUUAUGCUGCUAACUAUGAAAUUGCCAAAUGAGUUUAACGGUACGCUAUGGGAAGGUGUUACGUGGCCUUCUGUAACGCAAUAACCACCCAAUAAGUGCAUUAUGAUGUCUACAGUCCUUUUCUAUCAUUAUAGAUUGUAACCACAUGUAUAGUUUACUGUGUAUCACUUUCCUGAAGAUGACGGAAUGUAAGGUAUUUGCUAUUUGUGGUGUGUGCGCUGGCGGCAGGUGGUCGCACAUCUAUAUGUAAAAGGAUCAUUUCUAGAAUGUACCAUAACCGCAGAAAUAACGAAGGUGGCUGCUACUGGAAACACUGGUUACACAUUCCCAGCGCCAGGCGCCCAGAUAGAUGGCAUUGCGUUACUAGAAUAGCCGGACACGGUUUCUUACUUUGCACUGUAAAAUCUGCGUCCCCGAUUCUGCACCACUUUACACUUUCCCUCCUAUGUAACAUAUGGGCCGGUACGCUGUAUCACCCACAGGUACUAGCCAGCCGGUGUGAUUGCCAGCUGGUGGGCGUAGGACCCUGCUCGCUACCUCUGUCUUACCCUGGCUCCCAGCAAACCACUGGCUGCGCUGCGAUAUCUGGCUCUUGCUGCAGGCAGCGCGCUCUUUUAUAUGGAUUGUUUCAUCGUUGUUACGGAAAUCAGGACUGUUAAUAUACCGUUACGCUGUCCGAGCCGCAAUGUGCCUAUGCACCGUUUCAUGCUGGACUGAUUCAUGAAUGUUCAUAUACGUCAGUGCAACGCACAAGAAAACAAAGCCAGGUUUAUUAUGCCGUUGUGCUAUUAUUGUGGUUAUAAUGAACCAAAAGGGCUUAUUAGAUGACGCCACCGUUCCUUAGCGCUUGGCCACACUUCUGGCCUGCUAUCGGCGACGUGCUGGGGUAAAUUUACUAAGACGGGAGUUUUAUUUAAGAUGGGAUGUUGCCCAUAGCAACCAAUCGGAUUCUAAGUAUUAUCUUCUAGAAAGUGCUAGAUAAAUGAGAAGUAGAAUCUGAUUGGUUACUAUUGGCAACACCCCAUCUUAGUAAAUUUACCCCAUUGUGUCGGCUAAUAGGAAACCUCUGGUACAAUGUGUAACCAGCUCCGCCUGUGUCUCAUUUCCCAUACAUUGGGAGAACUCCGCCCCUCUCACUGCCUUACUACCUGCCUUAAUAGAGUGAGACAGAUGAUGAUGGUCCUGUUGGGGGCCACAAAUGAAAUUUAAGCCAAUAAGAUUGUGUAACGUUUGACCUAAGGUCACAUGACUGAAGACCCUCGACGUAGCUGUGCGCUGGCAGUGCCAUAAAGCCAUCUGCGUUCACUUGCGCUCAGUCUGACAAAGAGCAAGGAGUCUACUCAUUAAAACGAGUAGAUAAAGCCGAUUUCCUCCUGACGAUUAUCAUGGGGGUAUAGUGACGGGAUCCGGUCUCUAGGUCGACACUACCUUUGUCGACCACUAUUGGUCGACAGUAACUACGUCGACAUGUUCUAGGUCAAAAGGUUGACAUGAGUUUUUCACAAUUUUUUUCUUCUUUUUUUAACUUUUUCAUACUUAACGAUCCACGCGGACUAUGAUUGGGAAUAAUAACCUGUGCCGAGCGCAGUGAGGCACCUUGCCCACAGUUCACGAGCCACGCGAGUGGACACGGUCCACUAAUUGGGGUUCCCGGUCACUGCACGGAGAAAACAGCACAAAAAAAACAAAACAAAAAACUCAUGUCGACCUUUUGACCUGUCGACCUAGAGACCCUGUCGACCUAGUAUCUGUCGACCAAUAGUGUUCGACCUAGUUACUGUCGACCUUGCCUACCACACCCAUAGUGACAGAUUGUAGGGAUAGGUCAUGUUCUAACACUCAUGCUAAAACUGUAGCAGGGCAUGCUGGUAUGUGUAGUUCAACAACAGCUGGAGUGCCAAAGGUUCCCCAUCCCUGCUAUAUAGGCUUCCCUACUCAUUACGGCCAGAGAUGCGGCUUCUCGCCCCUUAAUAAACAGGUCCCUAAAGCUGUAACUAACAACUAGUUAAUGCCUUAAUAAUUCUACAAAAAACAACAACUACCCAGAAUGAGCCGGGAGAGCGCUGAGCGCUGCGACAAGUGUAGUUCAUGUUCCCAGUGAAAUCAGCCUGCAGAAUGCAUCGAUCCAAUACUAAGUGUGCAAUCAAUACUUUCUGUCACCGCGUGCUUUUUACUGUGAGAAAUGUAUCGGAGCAGCAGAACAUUGCAAACCCCUGGCUACGCUUCCCACUUUUUCCUUCAUUUUUCAGCUGAAUCCCCCCCCCCCCGCGCUGUUCUUUUAGUAGCGCACGUGGGAUGUUAAACAGUGCGCCCAUUAAUUCCCAAAAAUGAAGAAUAUGAGAUGCACAGAGGCGGGUUUUUCCUUCUCUGGGUGGACGGUCGGUUUUAUGGUGGGGGUAGGGGGGGCUCUCCUAAAAGAAUGUGCGAGACACAAUGCAGGCCGGCCAAGGAAAACAGCAGGAGCCCUGUCAGCUGUUAUUACAAUAAUAAGACCCCCCCCCCCCCUCUCUCUGGCGUCCUGUGCGACACUUUUAUAUGGAGACAUUAAAAAACUCGGCAUUAAGGUGGAUUACUCAUCGGGGGCCAAUACCCUGAAAGUAAAAUGUUGUUCUAAAGAGUAAUUAACUGUAUCACUCAACACCUCUGAAUAUAUCGCCUUCUAUACGUUGUGCCUUCUGGGUAUUUCUGCAGCAAGACGGAUCCUAAUAAAAUGGAUGAAUUGGGGAAAUAGGUUGAACUGUUGCCGAAAUUUGUUUUGGUCUUUCGGGAAUUCAUGGUUUAAUAAGAAUAUGACCAGCGUAACCCUUUCCACGCCUGAAUACAUAAUAUAUUACUUAUAGGGCGUUAUGUAUCAUUGGCAGGGCAGAGGGUGGCUCCUGCGUUGCCGCACAGUGAUAACGCAGCUGCUCUGUCGUUUAAGUCCUCGCUCCUACGCGGCGUUAUUCUCCCUCUCAAGUUACCGGAGAGAGUUCCAGUGAUUCUGCGGAGCCUCUCCUGAUUCGCCGGUCCCUCAUUGCCCGGCGUAGCCUUUCGCCGCUGUCUAUGUAGACGACAGCAAGUGGUAUAUACGUGACAGGUCAGCGAUAUCUCUAUGGCGUACUUUUCUCAUAUUAGGAAAAGCAGCAAUGACCCAUUUCUCCCUCCGUGUGGCACAGUGGUUAGCAUUGCUGCUCCUCAGCACUUAGGGUACUGGUCAGAAUUGCACCCAUAGCCAUUGUUUGAAUGGGUUUCUUGCCAAACAUACUGGCAGGUUAAUUAGCUUUUGAUGAAUUGAGCCUCAGUGUAUGUGUUUCUGCGUCCAUGUGUAGGGAACAUAGAUUGUAAGCUCCGCUGGUGCUGAGACUGAUGGAAUCAAUUAAAUGUAUUGUAUAAAGUGCAGCGUAAUAAGUAGUCAGUAUAUAAUAAGAAUACAUAUUUGCAUUGCAGCGGAGAGGUGUAAGGGACAAGGCACCGUACACGGCAGAGGGCGGAUGGGGUGAGAGAGGAACAUGUGAGGGAAUAAGCGGGCAGAAGGGGCAUUAUCAGGGGUGGUUAUUCCCGUCCAAAUAGACGCACCACCAUUAUCAGCCUGCAAAGUACGUAAUCUUCACGCCUCAUCUGAUAGGCCCAUUCUGUGACUCUGCGGUACAUUCCCAGGAACACUCUGAGCAAUGUCAUAAAAUACUUUACACGCACCAACCGUCUUCCUGUAACACAGAAGCGACACACGUCCCGCGCUAGUGCACAAUAACCACGCAUGAUGCAAAACCAACAUUCACUACUGCGGUGGUUCUGAUCGCAGCUGCACUUUGAUGUGACAUUUACACUUUGCACCUGUGGCGUGCCGAGAACUUUGUGGGCCCCAUAGAAACAUAUUAAAGGGCCCAGAAUAAUUGUUUAAUAGUAAAGGAAUCCACACUGACCGGCCACCAAGUAGAAUUCCUUUUUAUUCUGCUCCAGCUGUCAGACCACGAUACGUGUCGCCCACAAGGGGAGAGUGUCCGCUCCCAUGAAAACUAACACAAUGUCAUUUUCCUCUCUAUCAAAAUAAUCCUUCUCUGCUCCGCAGCACGUACGCUGCGCACAGCGGUACGAAAAAGACCAAGCACCUACCUGUUGUGCCGUCCAGGGCUGGCUGUGUCUUGUACUCUUAUGUGAGCGCAAUCGCCAACUCAAACCCGUGACAGGUGGAAUACCGCAGUCUGUAAAAUGGAAAUAUGUAGAUUGUUAUUAAUUAGAUGAACUCUAUUGGAAAAUAAAUAAAGUAUAUAUGCCGCACUCAGUGCCCCAAUGACAUAAUAUGCCACACCGCAGUGCCCCAAUGACAAAAUAUGCCCCACCGCAGCGCCCCAAUGACAAAAUAUGCCCCACCGCAGCGCCCCAAUGACAAAAUAUGCCCCACCGCAGCGCCCCAAUGACAAAAUAUGCCCCACCGCAGCGCCCCAAUGACAAAAUAUGCCUCACCGCAGCGCCCCAGUGACAUUAUGCCACACCAUGCCACACCGCAGUGCCCCAAUGUCAUAAUAUGCUCACAGCAGUUCCCCAAUGUCAUAAUAUGCCACAUCGCAGUGCCCCAAUGACAUAAUAUGCCACACCGCAGUGCCCCAAUGACAUAAUAUCCCCACAGCAGUGCCCCAAUGUCAUAAUAUGCUCACAGCAGUUCCCCAAUGUCAUAAUAUGCCACAACGCAGUGCCCCAAUGAUAUAAUAUGCCACACCGCAGUGCCCCAAUGACAUAAUAUCCCCACAGCAGUUCCCCAAUGUCAUAAUAUGCCACACCGCAGUGCCCCAAUGACAUAAUAUGCCACACCGCAGUGCCCCAAUGACAUAAUAUCCCCACCGCAGUGCCCCAAUAUCAUAAUAUGCUCACAGCAGUUCCCCAAUCACAUAAUAUACCACACUGCAGUGUUCCAAUGUCAUAUGCCCACAGUAGUGCCCCAAUGGUAACACAAUGCAGCACUGCAGGGGGCAGAUGUACCAUAUGCAGAGAGCUAGGUGUGGGAGGGGUGUGUCCUAGCUCAGAGCUACAUUGCAUCUGAGCACCUGGAUAACACCAUGCUGGACUGCAGGGGGAAGAUGUAACGUGCAGAGAGUUCAGUGUGGAAGAGAUGUGUUAGCUCAGAGCUACAGUGCAGUGUGAGAAUAAAGCUGCCCAGCGUGUGUGGGCUACAUACAGAAGCAGCCAGUAACUGAGCACCUGGGUAACGCCAUGCUGCACUGCAGGGGGCAGAUGUAACAUGUGCAGAGAGUUAGGUGUGGGAGGAGCAUGUCCUAGCUCAGAGCUACAGUGCAGUGUGUGAAUAAAGCUGCCAGCAUGUGUGGGCUACAUGCAGAAGCAGCCAGUAACUAAGCACCUGGGUAACACCAUGCUGUGCUGCAGGGUGCAGAUGUAACAUAUGCAGAGAGUUAGGUGUGAGAGGGGCGUGUCCUAGCUCACAGUGUGAGAAUAAAGCUUCCCAGCAUACUUGCUAUGUUUUUUAAUCUCAACUCAGAAUCAGCCCCUAAUAAAGUGUUUCUGGCGCUGUGCACAUGAUUUGUAUAAACAAGAACGUUAAAUUAGGUUUUGCCAUGUGCAAGUGUUUCCUGUAUUUGUUACAGCACUUGUGAAAUAUGUCCCCAUUCACUGCAACAACAGAACACAGCGACUUCCUCUGCCGCGCACGAUUCCAGACAAUAGCGAGCUGUCUGCAUGGGACUGGGCGGGGGCUGCGUUACGCAUUUAAUUGAAGCUUUCAACAGAAAUAAAUAUUCAGCUUGUAGUUUACGGAUUAUGUCCAAAAACAACUUCAGUGGUUCUAUCAAACUAUUUGUUCCUCUCUCACAGCCAUUGUUCUGGCAAUGAGUAACUGGUGUUUGGCAAAUGUCCCGCACAUGGGAAACACGCAGCGCCGACUGAUGAUAAUCGCCAAUUCAUUUGCUCUGAGGAAACAUCGUUUUUCCCAUUUAUAUAGAUCUUCAUCUACCGUCAUCACAUCACUUAUUUGGGGGAAACAUAUUUUGUGGUCUCUUCUGGCCGAGUUUAAUGUUCUAUUUUAUUUUAUUUUUUUUUGGGCCAAAUCCAUCCAGUCCGCCCAGUGACACGCAGGGUGUUGUGGUGCCAGGGAAUCGCUGGCGUCUGCUGCUAACGGUACGCUCGCCCUACUGCUCCCCAUCAAUAAUUGGGGAAGGACUGUUACAGAAAUAUGGCACCAUCCAGUAAGAAACCUCUAUUUUUCUAAUAUUCAGGGACAUAGGUAUUAAAAAAAAAAAAAAAAAUUAUAUGACCCCCCCCCCCCCCCCAAAAAAAAAACAAAAAAAAACAUUCUCUCGUCAAUCUGGAAUAUUUUUUUUCAGAUAUAUCCACUAAAGUGACGGUGCUGGAAGCCCGUCCUGGCGAUCACUAGAAGCAGAGUGAUAGCUUACCAUGAGCUCUACUCACGAAGCAGUGAGAAGUGUGGAGAAGUUGCCCAUGGCAACCAGUGUUGAGGUAACAUUUAUAAAGUGCGUUCUAUAAAAUUAUACGUAGCACUCUUGUCACUGCUUCAUGAGUAGGCCUCAUGUCACUUUACUUACGGGUUCGGAUGUAGCCCUCACAGCAGCUGGACUCCCCCCAUAGGGAAGUGUGCGCGAACGUCAUUUGAAGAUGGCGAUCGCUAUUGCAGGAUAGUUCUGAACAGAUAAUCUCUUCCAGGAGCUUUUUAAAUAGCUUUCCUCAUGGAAAACUUCCUUGACAGUAGCUGUGCGCGCUGUUGCGCCCAAAGCGGGAGAUAACACCGAUACCCUCAGUGUUACAGCGAGAUCUUGGCAGUCAAAAUACCAACACCGGGAUCCUGACACUACUCGGAAUGCCGACACUGGCAUCCCGAAUAGGGCCACAAAGCCAGCGCGGGAUCCCGAACGAUUGUUCGCCAGCCGCCAAGAGGGGUUAGGCUGUGGCCCGAGGCUGGAUAGGUUUAGGCUGCGGAAAGAGGGGGGGUGGGUUAGG